This is a messenger RNA of Artibeus jamaicensis (Jamaican fruit-eating bat), 2465 nucleotides long. RefSeq names its product charged multivesicular body protein 1A (gene CHMP1A). Gene Ontology annotation, cellular component: multivesicular body; ESCRT III complex. Bases 150 to 1085 code for a protein of 311 amino acids. NCBI's taxonomy places the organism in Eukaryota, Metazoa, Chordata, Mammalia, Chiroptera, Phyllostomidae. The record is from RefSeq and is a predicted model, not a curated record. Gene Ontology annotation, biological process: protein transport; late endosome to vacuole transport; endosome transport via multivesicular body sorting pathway. The transcript is spliced from 9 exons.
GGCUGCUCGGCGCAGGCGCGGCCCUACUUCCGGGGGCGUCCUGGCUUCUUCAAUGGUUACCAAGGGAACCGGAGACCUCGGGGACUCAGUUCCCUGGCCGCGCUUGGACUAUUGAGGGGCACUAACUGACGGCCGCCGGAGGAGGACGGAUGGCCGCAGGGAUCUCGGGACCUGGGGGCUGCAUCCUGGACAGCGAGAGCCCCAUAGGUGAGCCCGCCGCCCCGCUGACAGAGCCGGGCACCAGCACCACUGCGGGCGUGACUCACAGACACCACCACCCGACGGAGCCAAGGGGUCACCAAGGCAACCUGCAGGCGAAUGGGCCCGCGGUCCUCUCGGUCCUCUCGCGAGAGGGCCGGCCACCGGAAGUGAAGAGCGACCCAGUGAAGAGCGACCCGGAAGUUCCCACCUGGCACAGCCAGUCGGCUGUUCGACCCGCCUCCGAGAGAUCUAGUCCCACCACCUCUGCGAGGGUUCCAGCUGCCGGACUGGCCAUGGACGAUACACUGUUCCAGUUGAAGUUCACAGCGAAGCAGCUGGAAAAGCUGGCCAAGAAGGCAGAGAAAGACUCAAAGACAGAGCAGGCCAAGGUGAAGAAGGCCCUGCAGCAGAAGAACGUGGAGUGUGCCCGUGUGUACGCCGAGAAUGCCAUUCGCAAGAAGAACGAAGGCGUGAACUGGCUGCGCAUGGCAUCCCGUGUGGAUGCCGUGGCCUCCAAGGUGCAGACGGCUGUGACCAUGAAAGGGGUGACCAAGAACAUGGCACAGGUGACCAAAGCCCUGGACCGAGCGCUCAGCAGCAUGGACUUGCAGAAGGUGUCCGCAGUGAUGGACAGGUUCGAGCAGCAGGUGCAGAACCUGGAUGUGCAUACCUCGGUGAUGGAGGACUCCAUGAGCUCGGCCACCACGCUGACCACACCGCAGGAGCAGGUGGACAGCCUCAUCGUGCAGAUUGCAGAGGAGAAUGGUCUGGAGGUCCUGGACCAGCUCAGCCAGCUGCCUGAGGGCGCCGCGGCUGUGGGCGAGGGCUCCGUGCGCAGCCAGGAGGACCAGCUGUCACGCAGGUUGGCUGCCCUGAGGAAUUAGGAGCCCGCAGGGCGCUGUCUGGGCAGUGUCUCCCUGCGUCCUGCCUCCGCUUUGGGGCUGCCCCUGCAGCAGCACCAGCCCUCACUGCUCUCAGCAUCUCUUGCCUGCCUGACCUAGGACCUCUUGUCCCCUUAGGCAGGUGGCGGGUGAGUUUGCACAAACUUCUGACUUGUGGGUGAUUUCUGUGACUCUUGGCCAAGCAGCUGGUGAGUCGGCAGGCUCCCUCCUGUGCCCGAUUCUGCGAGGAUGUCAAGUGAUGGCGCCUGUGCUGCUGGCUGUCUGCCAGUGGGGUACAGGGUCCCCUGUUGCCAGGCGGCACCUGGAGCCCUCUCAGCAGCGGGCAGGAGCUCCCCUACCCCUGGACAGACAGGGCCCAGGCCCCAGGAGACGUGGAGGGUGCCCUCGGGCCAUUCAGCAAACACACCCCGGGCUGCCUUUGCAGAAGUCCCGGAGGUGGGGUCCCAUCCUCCAGCCUGGGUCAGUGCUCCUGCCAGCUGGCCAAGCCCCUGAGGUACCUGGUCCCAGGGGCAGGGGUGCUCACUCCAGGGGCCAUUCUCAUCCCCUCGGCUGCCUCUGGUGGGCCCUUGGGUAUGCACUGACCCCUUGGAGCCCAGGCCCCUCCUGGCCUAGGAGCAGUCACACCUGGUCACAGCUCCUGGCCGCGAACUGCAGUGCCUCCCCCCACCCGACAGCCCCUCCUGCCUUGCGCUCACACCUUUGACCUCGGAAGCCAGAGUGGCUAUUGGGAGCCCGGAGAACCGAGUUGGCUGUGGCCACGCGUGCAGGACAGAGCAGCAGGCUUGCCCUGAUGACCUGCUGGGUGGCACCCUCUGUCCUUCACAUUCCUGAUGUUUACGUCGUUUUCUUGGAGCUGUUUGGAUUUGUUUUGAGGUUUUCUUGUAGUUUUGGGGGUUUCUUUUUUUUUUGCCAAAAUAGGAGUGGGCAGAAAAUUGGGAACAUGGGGCCCACCCACACCCUCGGUGCAAGCUGCUGGGGGCUGCAUGGUGGGUGCUGACUGGUCGGUGCGGCCCAGCCUGCCUUUCCCGAGGGCAGGCUGCCCAGUCUGUCCUCGCACUGGGGGCUCUGGUGGACAGACCCGCUGGAGACAUUUAUCUGGACUUACACAUUUGUUUCUUCCUGGACUGGGAGCCCCUGGGUGGUAUGGGGGCAGGCUUGGUGGGCGGGGGGGGGGGGUGGCUCUGUCUGGCUGUUCUUCUGACAUAUGGACCUUGCCUCACUCCCCAACCAUGGCUCCUCGGUGUCAGAGAAGGUCCUGGGAGUCCUGGGCCCGGUGGGGGGAGGGGCUGCGGUUCAUGUGAGGACCGUGGGUAUCUGUGCCCUGCUCCAGAAACGCUGCUGCAAGUAAACAAGGUGAUCACU